UAUCCCCCGGCUCGUGCGUGCCUGGAGUAUCAGGUGACGGCCGGGCCAUCUCAGGCAACACAGCUCCCCCUCUCCCCUCUUCAGGCUGCAGCUCCGAGCGGACCGGACCGGUACAGGAGGCGACCAUGGUCCGAUACCAUGUCGAGAUCUUCCUGGAGCCCGGCAAGGGAAGGGGUCUGCGGGCGUCCCGGUCCGGGAAAGGGCUCGAGCCGGGCACGCUCAUCAUCACCGAGCGCCCGUACUGUUACGCUCUGCUGAACGGCGAAGAGGAGAACCAUUGCCACUACUGCCUGGCGGAGGAAAGGAAAGAUGAGAAGUUGCUGCUUUGUCCGGGUUGCACCACUGCCAGAUACUGUAACGAACAAUGCAAGAAGAGCGCGGAACUGGAUCACAAGUCGGAGUGUCGCGGUUACCGACAGCUCAUGUUAAUGCCUUACCAUCUCAGGCUCAUAGGGAGGAUCAUCUACAGACAGCACGUGCGGAAGUUGGAAACGGGGCCUUUGGAUCCUCUGAACGACCUAUGUUCACAUAUGGAAGACCUGGCAGGAAGCUUCGGCAUGGAUUCCCAGCUGGGCUACCUUGCCCGUGUGGUAGACAAGGACGUUAUACCAAACUGGGCGUAUUUUCAGCGACUCUUCGGUAAGGUUACCUGCAAUUGCUUUGCAAUCAGUAAUUCUGAACUCAAGGAUAUUGCAGUGGGCGUCUAUCCACAAGCGGCAAUGCUCAACCACAGUUGCAGGUCCAACACCAUCGCCACUUUCCAGGGACCUAACAUGGAGAUUCGGACAUUCUCUCAUGUUCCACCCGGGGAGGAGGUGUUUCAUGCUUAUGUUCAGAAGGGGGUGACAACAGACCGCAGGAGAGACGACCUCCUGGAGAAAUACUUCUUUUUCUGUCAGUGUCUUGAUUGCCUGGAUCUCGAGAGGGAUUUAAGAAUGAGGACUGUCAAGUGUCCAAACUGCGGAGGGCCGGUGCUACCUAAUUCAGAAUCUAAGUCGGUGUACGAGAAAUGUUCUCGGUGCGAGCACGACGACUUCGACGAGGAGUUUCACGAAAAGGUGGACACCGCUGUGGAGUACGCGGACAACGUCAUCACCAAGGAGAGACGAUGGUGUAACGGCUUGGAAUACGAGAUGCAGUUCCGCCAGAACUGCCUGUUGGAAAUUGACAAGGUUCUUCACGAGGAUAACGUGCACACCAUCAGGAUCCUGGUGGGGUUGUUUCACGCUGCGGCGGGGCUGGGAGAGUGGAGGCAGGCCAUCGAAUGGGGGCAGAGGCUGGAACGGGGCCUUAACCUGUAUCUCCAAGCUAACGAGCCUGACGUAGGCAAUCUUCAUCACAAAUUGGGCAAAGCUUACUUUCACUUAGGAGACCAGGAGAAAGGGCGCUUUCAUGCCCUUAAGGCAAAAGAGAUCUAUACCAUCACUCACGGUCGACGCAAACCCCAGGUGAAGAUGGUGAAGGACUUACUGAAAGAUUUUGAUGAAGUUGUCAGCGACGAUGAGGAAGAAGAGGGAAAAGAGGAGGAAGAUGACGACAAACGGAGCAGGAAACUACCGUCUGACUGGAACCCAGCAGACUACAAAUGCUGGAUCGACCCGCGAGAAAACAAGCGGAACGCCGAGAAAAAAGAGGCGGAUCCUCCAAGAAAGAUUGAUUUUAGUUACCGAGAAGAAGCCCAGGUGAAAAGAGAAGGGAAAGAAUUUCGCUCCAAGCUCUCAAGUCUUCUCGACAACGGUGCGACUAGGAAGGAGACAUCGUCCACUCAUAUAAACGGCUUCAACACUGUCCGCCCAUCAAGGGUGAUGUGCCUUCGUCAGGAUGAGUCCAACAGGAGGUCUUCUUCCCUCGACAGAUACACCGCGAAUAGCAGGCCUGCUUCCCCAAGAUACACCACCUACAGCAGGCCUGAGUCACCGAGAUACACUACCAGUAGCAGGCCCGCCUCCCCAGCAUCUCUUGCUCUGGAAAGGGCAAGGAAUCUUCUGAACAAGAUAGAAGUGAAGACAUCUACCUCCGGAUCCCUUGCCCUGAGUCGGCCUAGCUAUGGGGCGGGUCGUUACGAUGAUCGCCGGUACGCGUCCCUGCGCAUCCCGUCUGCUUCCAGGCGGUUUCAACCGGCUUACAUGGCAAUAACUCUCUCACGUUAGACAGGAAAGGCACUAGGGGUGGGUACCUGUACAAAACCGUUUGGUUUUCUUGUUGGACCGGUCCAGAAAAACCGGACCUGAAAAAAAUCUGGAUGUUGCACCACGAUUCGAAAACGAACAGAUUAGACCGCCUGGCGUUGGAGCUUACAUAUCCAAGAAAAGAACUUGAGCGAAGUAGAGGAAAGUCAUUUCUCCCAUGCAGGCUUCUACAGUCAAACAUCGUCAAAAACAGAUCCACCAAACAGAAUACUUUAUAGCGAAAUGGACCAUUGUUUUGAGUAUCGCCCAUUCAAACGUUUUCACAGAUCUAGACGAUUUCAAUAGGUCCAGGUUCAGGUCCGGAGCUGGACCUGAUCCUUUGGACCUGGAGGACCGUACCUGGACCCGGAUUUUCUGUAUUGAUACCCACCCAUAGAAGACACUAUUAACCUACCAGGUAUAUCGGUUGACCCAGAUCGGAAGAUACACACAGCGGGAGUUUCUUACGUGAGUGAGAGCGAGGGAUUCGCAUGAAAGAUGUCAGAUCAGUAGGACAUGCAAGGAUUGUCGUAGCACGCUUAAGACGGUGUUGUCCCCGUUACUCCGUUCUGGGAACAAGUAUAGUGUAGACACAGGGCUGUCCAGGUCAGUUCAAGGUUAUUGAUUGAUUUAUUGAUUUAACUACGAAACCUCGUGGUAAUUCUGUUAUGGUUAAGUUAUCUAAGAUAUUUGACAACAAACAAUGUGUAAGAACAAGCCAUGUACAAGAACAUGUACAUACUGUGCCGAGAGGUUUGCCAUUUAGUUAUUACCGGUAUGUAGGAAAGCAACUUUAUUCUAAAGGAAAAGUAUUAAAUGAAAGUCUUUUCUUAUUUCUCGCAUACUUUCAGGCCCGACACUGUCACAUGGAUGGGACCAAAUCUGGUCAAGUGUUGCAAUCACACCAGAAACAUUUUCUAUGUCAGUUGCCUCUAGCUGCAAGCUCCAGAUCUAGACGGAGACUUAAAAUCGUUGUCAUUUUAGAAGGACUGAAGCCACAGUUGCAAGCCUUGUCUAUCAAGGUCAACACUUGUGUUUAGAUUAUUGACAUGACUUUAACCAAGGAGGUUAAAAUACACCUCCUUGCUUUCACAACAUUGAAAGAGACAUGGGACUGCUUUGGGGAACGCUGUCAAGGACAAAAUCUUGUGGAAGAACUUAUCUCUACUCUCUUCAACAAUGAAUGAAUGACUAC
Messenger RNA from Branchiostoma floridae (Florida lancelet), 3363 nucleotides. RefSeq names its product N-lysine methyltransferase SMYD2-A-like. Gene Ontology annotation, molecular function: protein binding. The record is from RefSeq and is a predicted model, not a curated record. The coding region runs from base 126 to 2150 and encodes 674 amino acids. Lineage: Eukaryota; Metazoa; Chordata; Leptocardii; Amphioxiformes; Branchiostomatidae. Gene Ontology annotation, cellular component: nucleus. The transcript is spliced from 13 exons.